Molecule: messenger RNA, 3200 nt
Organism: Manihot esculenta (cassava)
Lineage: Eukaryota; Viridiplantae; Streptophyta; Magnoliopsida; Malpighiales; Euphorbiaceae
Product: auxin response factor 4
Exons: 12
Coding region: 580-2937 (785 amino acids)
Biological process (GO): response to hormone; regulation of DNA-templated transcription
Cellular component (GO): nucleus
Molecular function (GO): DNA binding; protein binding
Source: RefSeq, a predicted model, not a curated record
UCUCUCUCUCUCUCUCUCUCUCUCUCUCUCUUCUCAUCAACAGUUCAAAUCCAAAAGCCACCACCACAUUGGCUUUUUUUUUUUUUCGCCUUUUGCUUUCUGUGCUUCCUAUGCAAUUGUCUACAUCUGCUAUUUCUGCUCCCUCUUCUCAGUACCUGCAAAUGGGAGAGGAAUCAUUCUUUGAAUUUCUGUGCUUUCUUGUUAUUAUUUGAUACCCUUUUCUUUCUUUCUUUCUUUCUCCAUCUUUUAGCUUUGUGUGUGAAUGCUUUCUAAACAUGACCUUCUUGUUGCUUUCUAUUCAUCUUCUUGCGCUACUCUCCUGUAUUUAGCUUUAUGGGUACCCUUCAAAAAUAUGAGUUUUCUUGCCAUGAUUUGACCUCAUUUCCAAUUUUCUAUGGUUUUCUCUUAGCUUUGUGUGUACUCUUCUUUUCCACUUGAUUACUCUCCGACCCUACUUUUUUUUUUUUUUAAAAAAAAAAGAAAAAUUCCAGAUAUUUUUGCCUUUUUGGGGUUGGUUAUGUUGUUGUACUGGUAAUUUCGAAGCCCAAUACUAAGAUAAACAACACUGGGUUGGUUUUCAUGGAAAUUGAUCUGAACCAUGCAGUGACUGAGGUGGAGAAGAAUGCAUUUUGUACCAAUGGGGAUUCUUCCUCUUCUUCAUGCUCUUCUAAUUCAUCUCCAUCUCCUGCAUCCUCUUCAAUUUACUUGGAGCUUUGGCAUGCUUGUGCUGGCCCUCUCACUUCACUGCCCAAGAAAGGGAAUGUGGUGGUCUACUUCCCUCAAGGCCACCUGGAACAGGUCGCCUAUUCUGCUCCUUUCUCUCCUGUGGAAAUGCCCACCUUUAAUCUGCACCCACAAAUCUUUUGCAAAGUUGUAAAUGUGCAACUCCUUGCUAACAAGGAGAAUGAUGAGGUCUACACUCAGCUUGCUUUGCUUCCUCAACCAGAGUUGGUAGGACAGAAGUUAGAAGGCAAAGAACUUGAAGAUUUAGGAGUGGAUGAAGAAGGUGGAGCUGGAUUACCAGCAAAAUCAACCCCUCAUAUGUUUUGCAAAACACUCACUGCUUCUGAUACUAGCACCCAUGGAGGGUUCUCUGUUCCCCGGAGAGCUGCCGAAGAUUGUUUCCCUCCUCUGGAUUACAAACAGCAGAGGCCCUCUCAAGAGCUUGUGGCCAAAGACCUGCAUGGAGUAGAGUGGAGAUUUCGGCAUAUAUAUAGAGGUCAACCAAGAAGGCAUCUGCUUACUACUGGAUGGAGUAUUUUUGUGAGUCAAAAGAAUCUUGUUUCAGGGGAUGCUGUGCUAUUUCUGAGAGGUGAAAAUGGAGAGCUCAGAUUGGGUAUUAGAAGAGCGGCUCGACCAAGAAACGUUCUCCCUGAUUCAGUUAUUGGCAAGCAGAAUUCAUAUCCCAGUGUUCUUUCUCCAGUGGCUAAUGCGAUAUCCACCAACAGCAUGUUUAAUGUUUUGUACAGUCCAAGGGCCAGUCAUGCAGAGUUUGUUGUACCCUAUAAAAAAUACAUGAAAAGCAUCAUGAACCCUGUGUGCAUUGGGACAAGAUUCAAGAUGAGAUUUGAAAUGGAUGAUUCUCCAGAAAGAAGAUGCAGUGGUGUAGUUACUGGAAAAAGUGACUUAGAUCCUUAUAGGUGGCCUAACUCAAAAUGGAGGUGCUUAAUGGUGAGGUGGGAUGAAGAUAUUGGCAGUGAUCAUCAAGAACGAGUUUCUCCAUGGGAGAUUGAUCCUUCUGUUUCACUUCCACCCUUGAGCAUUCAAUCUUCCCCAAGGCUGAAGAAACUGCGGACUGGGCUGCCAGCAAUGCCCCCUGAUAACCCCAUAACUGGAGGGGGUGAGUUUUUAGACUUUGAGGAGUCUGGAAGAUCCUCUAAGGUCUUGCAAGGUCAAGAAAAUGUAGGUUUUGUGUCACCCUUGUAUCGAGGUGACACAUUAAACCGCUCACCAGAUUUUGAGAUGCAAAAUUUAGCACAUCAAAAUCUUGUGUCAAUUGGAAGAGAAAAGGCUAAUAUUGGCGAGAUAACAAGGGCUCGCUCAACCACUUACACAGGCUUUGCGGAAUCCGAUAGGUUUCCGAAGGUCUUGCAAGGUCAAGAAAUAUGCCAACUGAGAUCACUGACUGGAAAAAGUGAUUUCAACCUAGGCGCUUGGGGCAAACCCAAUCUUGGAUUUGGUCCUUUCAACAUAUAUCAAGCACCAAGAGCCAAUUUCUAUCCACUAGCAGCAGAAAGCCUGCAAAAUAUGUAUUUUCAUUAUGGUGAUAUAUAUAAAACUGGCCAAGAUCCUAGAAUGCGCUCUUAUGCUACUAACUUCCCAAGAGAAAAUUUCCAAUUUGGUGCAUCUUCUAUGCUGACUGCUAGAGAUGAAGUUGGAAAAUCAAACCAAUCACAUGAGCACAAGCCACAGGAAACAAUUUCUGCUACACCAGCUUUAGGUGUAAAUCUAAUAAAUCAGGAGGAUAACUCUUUUAACGGGACUUCUAGUGGCUGCAAGCUGUUUGGGUUCUCAUUGACUGCUGAAUCAGCUAUUCCAAAUUCACAGAACUCUGGUAAGCGGAGUUGUACAAAGGUUCAUAAGCAAGGCAGCUUGGUUGGAAGAGCUAUUGAUCUCGCAAGACUGAAUAGCUACAGUGACCUGUUGGUUGAACUAGAGCGACUAUUUAGUAUGGAAGGCCUUCUACGAAAUCCUAACAAAGGAUGGCAGAUCUUGUAUACUGACAGCGAGAAUGAUGUAAUGGUUGUUGGUGAUGACCCAUGGCAUGAGUUCUGUAAUGUGGUAUCCAAGAUCCAUAUAUAUACCCAAGAAGAAGUGGAGAAGAUGACCAUUGGAGUCAUCGGUGAUGAUACUCAAAGCUGUUUGGAUCAAGCUCAUGCUGUAAUGGAGGCAUCAAAGUCUUCAUCAGUAGGUCAGCCAGAUUUUUCUCCCCAGUAAUAAGUGUUUGCAAUUCAUACAUGGUGGUAAGUACUGCGCUUGUGCAACUUGCCAUAAAAACACGAACCUUGUUAUGUAUCUCAUAUCAUUUGAAUUCCAAGUUCAUUGCUUGUCUUUAUCAAUGGAACAAAUUGAUGCUAAGAAGCUACUGUUCCUUCUGUGGCAUUAAUAAUGAAAACUGAAGUGUGUUGAACUGUUUUAGGUUACUUCUUUCUUCUUGUCAACUGUAUGUAUCACCAUAGAAAUGUAGUACUGUUCUUCAA